Messenger RNA from Moneuplotes crassus, 476 nucleotides. The record is from the annotation of a GenBank genome assembly. Lineage: Eukaryota; Ciliophora; Spirotrichea; Euplotida; Euplotidae.
CUAAACACAAUCAUGCAGAAUAACAUUCUAAUCGACGACACUCUGAAAGUAAAGGAAGUUAACAGGGAUGGAAAGCACUUUGAUAAAGUGUCAAGAAUCAAUGGUGUUACCGAAGUCUACGAGUACGAGAUUACUCUUGAUGUCCAUGCUGAUUAUAUCAAAGAAGGAAGUCUCUACAAGAUAGCUCUCACCAACGAAAUGGAUCUUGACGAGGAGGACUCUGAUUACUACGGCAUGAGCAGCCUCACUGAAACUGUCUUCAAGGACUACGAUUACGUAAUGCACGGCAAGGUCUUCAGAUUCGAUAUCAAGGAUGAGAACAACAUUUCCCAGUAUAUUUCCUUCGGUGGUCUCAUCCUCAAGAUUACAGGAGAUAUUAAGUAUCUCAAGAAUUUAGAAAUUGAUUCGAAAGUCUUCUUGAUGCUCAAGGAAUGCAAGUAAAUUAUAUAACAUUUUCAUUGAGCAGAGAGACCUUC